This is a messenger RNA of Plectropomus leopardus (leopard coralgrouper), 1644 nucleotides long. Lineage: Eukaryota; Metazoa; Chordata; Actinopteri; Perciformes; Serranidae. The record is from RefSeq and is a predicted model, not a curated record.
AUGCAUUUGUUGACAACAGCCGGAAACGCCCCUGGAGCAGCCGAGGACGCCAAAAAGGCAGCAGCUGCAGCCAAGGCAGCAAACCGCCUGACUGAAGUCCGUCUGGUGGUUUUGGGCUGGAGGUGGCCGGGGAAGAGCCUGACUGGAAACACCAUCCUUGGCCGAGAAGAGUUUCAUCUGGAGCGAGCGGCUGAGUUCUGCGUGAAGCGACAGACGGAGGCGCAGGGCCGGCAGGUGAUCGUGGUGGACACUCCGGGCUGGUUCUCCUCCCAGGACACUCCACCCUCAUACAAACAGGAGUUAGUGAGGGGGGCCUCUCUUUGCCCUCCAGGUCCACACGGCUUCCUGCUCGUCAUCCCCGUGGGCAUGUUCUCAGACAUGGACCGCGCUCGCAUUGAAGAACACGUGAGCCUGUUUGGUGAGCAUGUUUGGAAACACACGGUCGUGGUUUUCACCUGGGCGGAGGUGUUGAAGAACAUUUCAAUCGAGAGGUACAUUCGCAGGGAAGGCAAGGAGCUGCAGUGGGUGCUGGAAAAGUGCAAGCGAAGGUACUUUGUUAUUAAUAACUGCAUAUUCGGGGAGCAUCCCCAGGUGGGGCGCUUGCUGGAGAAAGUGGAGAAGAUGGUGGCAGAGGAGGGAGGCUACUACAACCCAGAGGAGGUGACGAAGGAGAAGAAACCUCUGGAUGAGAACCAGAAUCAAGCCAGAGAGGGGCGUGAGCUCGGGGCACGGCCCAAACAAAACUCUGGGCUGAGUUUGUCCAAAGCCAUGGAGGUGGAGGCGCUUUCCAAUUAACGAGACCCUUUUUGGCUGAUGGAUCCUCUAAACCACAACGAACGGAGCAUCUGCAUCACUGCUCUGAUGGCGAAGCUGCUUAUUUGACAGGAAAGAAAAGGGUGACUGAAAUUUCACCGAAUGUACAAACCCGUGUGAUUUAUUUAUUUUUCUAAUCAGAUAUGUUACUGUGUGUUUUAGUCGUGUUUGUUCUUUAUUAAUUUUCGGGAGGCCUUGCCACCACGCCUUCACACCCUUUUUGAUGCUGUCAGAGAUUUAUAAUCAGCUCUUUGAACAUGUGAAGAUAUUUUAUUCUUUAGGUUUGGAAGAUGUUUUUAGGUCGUUGUAGUUUCUCGAGGGUUGUGUGACGGGAGGGAUCUAAUUUAAUCCAAAAACAAGGAAGCACAAGCUGUUACACAUGUAAUCCAAAGUGUACACUCCUUAUUCUUGGCGGACGCCAACGACAGAACUGCACUACUAAAUAGUUACUAUAAUACUCAGUCGGUGACUGUUGAGGGAAUUGCUUUUUUAACGAUUCCCAUUUGUUGUGACCAAAUUGUAAAUUCUUUACUCGUGUUGCGAUGUUUAUUAUACUCAGUGCACAGUUAUAAAGUGCUGUUAUUGAUUUGUGUGUUGCCUUAAAGCAGUGAUUUUGUUUCCCUUAAAAUGAUCUUUCAUGAUGUUUUUCACACUUUGUGGCAGAGGGAUAGAUUUGAGGUAAGGAUACGCUGCAGCGAUCAGUCGAUCAUUACUAUUUUGAUAAUAGAUUAAUAGUUAAACUCUUUGAAAUGUAAGCAAAUUUGUUUAAUUUCGUUCAAAAUCAUGGGAAGAAGGCAAUGAGCCAUGGAAGAAGAAACGACCCCAAAAUUA